AUGAAGGCGGCCCAGGCCGCAGGCGAGGAGGCGCCGCCCGGCGCGCGGUCCGUCAAGGUGGUCCUGGUGGGCGACGGCGGCUGCGGGAAGACGUCGCUGCUGAUGGUCUUCGCCGAGGGCGCCUUUCCCGAGAGCUACACCCCCACGGCAUUCGAGCAGCUCACCGUGAAUCUGCACGUGAAGGGCAAACCUGUGCACCUUCAAAUCUGGGACACAGCAGGGCAAGUCGACUAUGACCGCCUGCGGCCCCUGUUCUACCCUGACGCCAGCGUCCUGCUCCUCUGCUUUGACGUCACCAGCCCAUACAGCUUUGACAACAUCUCUAACCGGUGGUACCCGGAGGUGAAUCACUUCUGCAAGGAGGUGCCCAUCAUCGUCGUGGGCUGCAAGACUGACCUGCGCAAGGACAAGUCGCUGGUGGAGAAGCUGCGGAAAAAUAGGUUGGAACCUGUGACCUCCCACAGGGGCCAGGAGAUGGCACGGGCCGUGGGAGCCGUGGCCUACCUCGAGUGCUCGGCUCUGCUCCAGGAGAACGUCCACACCAUCUUCCAGGAGGCGGCCAAGGUGGCCCUCAGCAGCCGCCGUCGCAACUUCUGGAGGCGGGUCACCCAGAGCUGUUGUGUGGUGACCUGA
Molecule: messenger RNA, 633 nt
Organism: Lipotes vexillifer (Yangtze River dolphin)
Lineage: Eukaryota; Metazoa; Chordata; Mammalia; Artiodactyla; Lipotidae
Gene: RHOD
Product: ras homolog family member D
Exons: 5
Coding region: 1-633 (210 amino acids)
Biological process (GO): small GTPase-mediated signal transduction
Molecular function (GO): GTPase activity; GTP binding
Source: RefSeq, a predicted model, not a curated record